AUGGCAGACUCGGACUCAGGGUCUGACUACGCCGGUCCGUCGGCGAAGAAAGCGAAAGUAACAACUCCAAAGAAAAAGGCUGACGAAAAUGGUACUCCAAAAAAGACUCCUGCCAAGAAAAGCCCUAAAAGUAAGUAUUUGGUGUACCCCCCCAAUCGCAGCCAUACCGUUGUUUUACCUAUUGUAAGCCUUACACUAAUGAUGUAUCCGGCUCUUUUUUAAAUCUAUCGUACCCGUAUCAUAUCUCAAUAUCUCUCCUUUCAGAAUCUGCAGAAGCCUCAAAAGACCUUGAAGAUGAGGACCUGGCCGUGUUCACCAGCAUCGACAAGAACAAGGGCAAAAACUUGUCGAUUGAAGAAAUGUAUCAACGGAAAAGUCAGCUGGAGCAUAUCAUGUUACGUCCGGAUACAUAUAUCGGCUCGGUAGAGUUUUGUGACAAACAAUUGAUGUGGGUAUACGAUAAGGAUGAGGACAAGUUGGUGCAACGUGAGAUAUCGUAUGUUCCUGGGUUGUACAAAAUAUUCGAUGAAAUUUUGGUAAAUGCUGCUGAUAACAAACAACGUGAUCCUAAAAUGAAUGUCAUCAAAAUCAACAUUAAACAGUAGGUUUAUUAACUAAUAAUUGACCAUUUAAAAUGUAAAAUACAUAUCCAAAGAUGCUUUUUCAACCAAAAUUUUAAAAAUAAUAAAAAAUAAUACUUUAGAGACAAAAAUGAAAUAUCAAUCAUGAACAACGGGAAAGGUAUACCAGUUGUAAUGCACAAAGUGGAAAAGAUGUAUGUACCAGAAAUGAUUUUUGGUACUCUUCUGACUUCUUCAAACUACAACGACGAAGAGAAGAAGGUCACAGGAGGUCGUAAUGGCUAUGGUGCCAAGCUGUGUAACAUUUUUUCAACUAAAUUUACACUGGAAACUAGUUCCAAAGCAGAUAAAAAGGCUUUUAAACAGGUAUUCUUAAAUAUUUUUUAAUUUUAAGUCAUUUUAACUUCUAUUUUUAUUUAAUUUUUUAAAAUAUAACUUUCUGUUUUAUUUGGUUUUGAAUUAUAUUACAAUAUCUUGAAAUUUGCAGACCUGGGUCAACAAUAUGACAAAAGACAAAGAACCCCAAAUCGUCAAAAAUGACUCAAACGACUUCACCAAAGUCACCUUCUCACCCGACCUAAAAAAAUUCAAAAUGACAAAACUUGACGAUGAUAUCGUAUCCCUAAUGUGCCGUCGAGCAUUUGACGUUGCUGGAUCAACAAAAGGGGUCAAAGUUUACCUAAACGACAAAUUGGUACCAUGCCAAGGCUUCAAGCAGUACGUUGAACAAUAUACCAAAGGCCAAACGCACGAUAAUGAACCUUACAAAGUAGCAUAUGAAGUUGUGAAUAAUCGUUGGGAGAUCGCAUUAACCGUGUCGGACCGCGGGUUUCAACAAGUUUCAUUUGCCAACUCUAUCGCGACCACUAAAGGUGGUCGACAUGUUGAUCAUGUCGUGGAUCAUGUCGUUUCUAAACUGAUAGAAACUAUCAAAAAGAAGGUUGGCAAAAGUGGCAUUACUGUUAAGCCGUUUCAAGUCAAAAAUCAUAUUUGGAUAUUUGUGAAUGCGUUGAUCGAAAAUCCUACGUUUGAUUCACAGACUAAGGAGACCAUGACUUUACAGGUAUGAGUUGCGGAGAUGAUAUUGGGUUUGAUUAUUAGGGUUGGCUUUAUUUUAAGAUUUACGAGGUUUCGGCAAAUAAGAUUCUAAUUUUUUCAGGCCAAAAGCUUUGGUUCAAAAUGCGAACCAUCCGAAAAAUUCAUCAAAGAAGCCUUAAAAUGCGGUGUAGUCGAAAGUGUAAUGUCUUGGGUGAAAUUCAAGCAACUUGAGCAACAAGACAAGAAAUGUUCAACCAAAAAGACUUCGAAACUUCGUGGAAUUCCAAAACUCGACGAUGCCAACGACGCCGGCACCAAGAACUCACACCUGUGCACGCUAAUUCUCACAGAAGGAGAUUCGGCCAAAACCACGGCCAUAUCCGGAUUGGGUGUGGUUGGUCGGGAUCGGUAUGGGGUAUUUCCAUUACGUGGUAAAAUGUUGAACGUACGGGAUGCUAGUCACAAACAAAUUAUGGAUAAUGCUGAGAUUAAUGCACUGUUGAAGAUUGUUGGUUUACAGUACAAGUUGAAGUAUAACAAUCCAGAGGAAAUGAAGACUUUGCGGUAUGGGAAAAUCAUGAUCAUGACGGAUCAGGUCAGUUUUUUUACUUUUUGUAAUACACUGUCCUAUUCUACCUUAUCAUAUCCUAUUUUACAUCUACCUACAUUAUACUACCCUAACUAAACCAUACUAUUUCAGGAUCAAGACGGCAGUCACAUCAAAGGUCUGGUAAUCAACUUUAUCCAUCAUAACUGGCCGAGUCUGAUCAAAAACAACUUUCUCGAAGAAUUCAUCACACCAAUCAUAAAAGCCACCAAGAACAAAGAAGAAUUGUCAUUCUUUUCCAUUCCCGAAUACCAUGAAUGGCGAAACGCUACAGACAACUGGAAGACGUACAAAAUCAAGUACUACAAAGGAUUGGGUACCUCAAGUCCAAAAGAAGCCAAAGAGUACUUUUCCGACAUGCAACGUCACAGAAUCCGCUUCAAAUACAACGGUCCUAAUGAUGAUCAUGUUGUUGAAUUAGCAUUUGCCAAGAAGAACGUCGAGGAGAGGAAAGAAUGGCUAACUAAAUGGAUGGAAGAUCGUAAGGUACGACGAGAAUUGGGCGAAACUGAAGAUUAUUUAUACGACAAAGACACUAGGACCGUUACCUACACCGAGUUUGUGAAUAAAGAGUUGGUAUUGUUCUCGAACAUGGACAAUGAGCGGUCGAUUCCGUCGCUAGUAGAUGGAUUGAAACCAGGCCAGCGAAAAGUGCUGUUCACGUGCUUUAAACGUGCUGACAAAAAGGAAGUUAAAGUAGCGCAAUUAGCUGGUGCUGUGGGUGAAGCUUCGGCUUAUCAUCAUGGAGAGGUAAAUUUUUCAACUUUUUUUAAAAUUUUGUGGUUUUAAAAUUAAAAAAUGCAUUUUUUAAAAACUUUUCCCUUCUCAAUAACCUUCAUAAACCAUACUAAUUUCAGCAAAGUUUAAUGAUGACAAUUGUCAACUUGGCCCAGGACUUUGUCGGCUCCAACAAUGUUAACCUCCUACUCCCUAAUGGUCAAUUAGGUACCAGAUUACUUGGUGGUAAAGAUGCAGCGUCAGCACGUUACAUUUUUACCCAACUGAACCCGGUAACCAAAGCUCUAUUCCCAGCGGUCGAUGAAAACGUACUACGAUUUUUGUACGAAGAAAACCAACGUAUCGAACCAGAAUGGUACUGUCCUGUCAUACCUACAGUACUGGUGAAUGGUGCUGAAGGAAUUGGUACCGCGUGGAGCACCAAAAUUCCAAAUUACAAUCCUCGAGAUAUUGUUGCCAACAUACGACGAUUAAUUCGCGGCCAAGAACAAAAACCUAUGAUACCAUGGUACAAAAAGUACCAAGGUACCAUUAAUCAACUGGAUGAUACUCGAUUUGUGUGCAGUGGUGAGAUAGCUACGUUAAACGAAGAUACAGUAGAGAUAACUGAAUUACCUAUCAAAACCUGGACACAGCCGUACAAAGAGAACGUAUUAGAGCCGAUGAUGGAUGGUACUGACAAGAAUAUGAGUAUUACUGACUUCAAGGAGUAUCAUACUGAAGAAACAGUCAAAUUUGUGGUCAAAAUGACACCAGAAAGACUGGCAUACGCUGAAAGACAAGGAUUGCAUAAGGUCUUUAAGCUCCAAACAGUGAUAAAUACCACUUCAAUGGUACUAUUCGAUGCAAACGGAUGCUUGAGAAAGUUUACCACUCCCGAGGAGAUAUGUCUGGAGUUUUUUGAUACCAGAAGAAAGGUUUAUAUCAUGCGCAAAGAGUUCAACGAAGGCUGGCUAGAAGCGUUGACUUCAAAACUCAGCGAACGGGCCAGAUUCAUCAUGAUGAAGAUAAACGGCGAACUGAAGAUCGAAAACGUCAAAAAAGCUGCAAUUAUGCAAGAGCUCAAAAAACAUCACUUCAAACCUGAUCCUGAAGCCAAAUGGAAGGAAAUGAGGAAAAAGAAGGAGCUCGAAAUCUAUGGUGAAGCACUGUUCGACGAUGAAGAAGAGGAAGUUGAUCAUGGCGAUUCAAAAAUGAAGGAUUUUGAAUACUUAUUGGGUAUGAAAUUGUGGUGUUUGUCGUUGGAGGAGAAAGAAAAGCUACUGAAGGAAGCAGAAACUAUGAAGAAGGAACUACAGACGUUGCAGCUCAAAACAUGGCAUGAUUUGUGGGAGGAGGACUUAAAAAUCUUCGAAGAGGCUUUGGUUAAACAGGUAUUUUUUAAAAAAUUUUAAAUUUCAGAAAAAUUAAUUUUUAAUUUUGAUUUUUUUUUUUUUAAAUUUCAAAGAAUUAUUUUUUUUUCAUUUUCAUACAAUUUUUACAUGCUUUUUACCAAAUGUCAUUUUACAGGAAGAGAAAGAGAAAAACGACCUAGAAGACUGUCUGAAAAAAGCCAUAGCCAAGUUGAACAAGGAUGAUGCAGGCAAAAGAGCCGGCAAAAAACUGGCCAAAGGUAUGACCGACGUUAAACCUAACCCAGAAGCCCUUCGCGUUGCUCCAACGUUGGAUGCAAUGAAAGAAAAGUAUGAUAAGAAACCCAAGGAUCCUAACUCUACUCCAAGUCCACGGAAGAGGAAAAUCAAAGAAGAGGAUGAGAAGGACGGCCCGGUCGAGAAAAAAGGUAAAAAUUUUUAUUUUUAAUUAAAAAAAAAGUUUUUUUAUAAAAUUUAUGUUAGAAUAUACUUACUUCUAGCCAAAAACUCCGACAAAACCAAAGCCAAAGAAAGCAAAGGAAUACGACAGUGACCAGACUGAUGACGGUGCGGGUUCUGAUAUUGAUGAACCGUCAUCCCCAGUCACAUCGACUUCAAAACGUUUGGCCGCCGCCAAAGCCGAAAAAAGCUUCCAAGCUUUCAACGACGACGAUGACGACAUUUUUGCGGUCGAUUCGGAUGACGAAAGGCCCAAAAGUGCUACUGAACCCGCUAAAGAUGGCACAGAAUCGGAUAAAAACGGCGCAAAUUUGACAAAAAAUGGUACAUUUGGUACGCCUACGUCCAAAAAAGCUAGUACACCAGCAAAGUCAAGCAAAAAGAAAAAAGCUGUUAACAUCUCUGACGAGGAUUCUGAUGUCGUAGUUUCCGAUGAUGACAUAGACGAAAUACCUAGCACCAGUGCUACAAAUACAACAAAAAGCUCCAGACCAAAAACACAAGUUAAAGCUAGUACUGAAAAAUCGAACAACAAGCCAAAAGGCAGUGCUGAAAAGUCGCCUAGUAAACCAAAGACCAAAAAGGCUGUAAAUUCUUCCGUCGAAGAUUCAGAUGACGAUAUCAAAGUGGUUGAUUUCAAAAAUGGUACUACUGAUGUAAGUACUAAUGCAAAACCUGCUAAACCUGAUCCAAAAGACACCAAACCUACCCCAUUUAGAGGUACAAAACGCCCUGCUGCAGCUAUAAGCUACAAGGAGGACAGUAGCGAAUCAAGUUCUGAAUCCAGCGAAUCUGUGGAAGAUUCUGAUUCGGAGGAAAUGUGA
Molecule: messenger RNA, 5599 nt
Organism: Bursaphelenchus okinawaensis
Lineage: Eukaryota; Metazoa; Nematoda; Chromadorea; Rhabditida; Aphelenchoididae
Source: the annotation of a GenBank genome assembly